UCUCGUCUUUGUCCUAAAAUCACAUGUUUUUAUUAUUCCCACUUCCCCCAAUCUCUCAUUCUUCUCUCAUUCCCAUUGACAGCUCCAUUUCCAAAAACUCCACCAUGGCCACUAAGAAAGUCAUCGAGGUCAAGGUCGACAUCAACUGCGAGAAAUGCAAGACAGCGGUCAUGGAUGCUGUAACAGAGCUCCAAGGUGUUGAUAAGGUGGCAUUGGAUGUAGAGAAGAGCAUACUCACAGUGGUUGGAACAAUGGAUCCAGUCUGUGUGGCCAUGCGGCUAAAGAAGAUCAAACAGAAGCCGGUUAUCGUCACCAUUGGACCGCCAAAGCCUCCCGAACCCAAGCCUCAACCUAAGCCCGAACCCAACAAGAUCGAGUGCAAGUGCAAGCCUCUCCCUCCUUACUGCAACAGCUGCGAAUUUGUGACCGUCAAUACCUAUGACACCGGCAGUGGCUGCACCAUUGUUUGAAACUGUAAUCUUCUGUUCCUAGUCUCUGGGCAUUUACCUCCCAGUUGUUGUCUUCUUGUCGCUCCAUAACCCCCUUCAUGUGUAGUCCAUGUCUUUGGUCUGAAUAUGGUAGUGAUUGAUCAAUGGUGAUGUCAGUUAUCGGUGCCUGUAA
Tarenaya hassleriana is the source of this 621-nucleotide messenger RNA. RefSeq names its product protein PYRICULARIA ORYZAE RESISTANCE 21-like. The transcript has 3 exons. Gene Ontology annotation, molecular function: metal ion binding. Lineage: Eukaryota; Viridiplantae; Streptophyta; Magnoliopsida; Brassicales; Cleomaceae. The coding region runs from base 24 to 470 and encodes 148 amino acids. The record is from RefSeq and is a predicted model, not a curated record.